Messenger RNA from Rubroshorea leprosula, 949 nucleotides. Lineage: Eukaryota; Viridiplantae; Streptophyta; Magnoliopsida; Malvales; Dipterocarpaceae. The record is from the annotation of a GenBank genome assembly.
AAUAAAAAAAAUAUAUAUCCAGCAUCCGAUCAACGAGCCCUUGCUUUUCUUCAAGUUCGUAGCAAAAUAGUUCUGCAAUGACUAUCUCUGCUUCAUCCCUUGCCCCCAGAACCUGUCCCUACGCCCCACUUCCUCUUCCUGCUCCUCAAUUUUCCUUCCAUUUGAUCCACCUUCCUUCAAAACGGCCUCCCACCCAAUAAGAGCUCUGAGAGAGUGGCAAGAGCACGAGGAGGCAGUGAAGCGCAAGGACCUUACCAGAGCUCUCAGGUUCUUGAAAUCAAUUGAGAAAAACAAUGGUGAUCCAGUUGAGGAGAAGCUCAAACAUGGUUCUUUGUCUAUUGAAUCGCCUCGGCCCCAACUCGGAGAGCUGGAGUUUGUUGGUGGGUUAGAGAGGGAUUGGGAGGUCUUGGAUACUUAUUUGAGUGCUAGUGAUAUGAGACUUGUGGGUAUUGCUUAUGGGUUUCUAAAGGACCGAGGGUUCUUGCCCAAUUUUGGAAGGUUCAGUGGUAUAGGUAUUUUUUUGUUAUUAACUCCUGCUGAGGGUAUUCUUUUAUAUGUUUUGGUUUUGAGUUUUUUCUGUCCUCGGGUAUUAAUUCACAGCGAACUUGGAAAGGGAAAAAUGGGUCUUUUGUCAUAUGUAAAGGGGUGUGCUUUGCAAUUGUCACGGUAACAGCUUUCAUUUCUGCUCGAAUGAAUAAUUUUGCUUUCAACUUCUUCAACAUGCACACUUUAGGCAGUUCUGUAGGGGCCAAGAGACGUUACACCAGGUGUCUUGAAGUCCUCUAGUGAUUUAGAUGUUAUCUUUAUUUUAAUUUUUAUGAAUUUGUCUAAGUUAUUCAAGUUGUUGCAUCAUCUUGAUUUGAACUAGUUUGCAUGUAGAAAUCUUUGCAGCUUCAGCAGAAUGCAUGGUUUUAGAUGAUUGGGAUUAUAAUAAUGUAUAUCGUUUUAU